Messenger RNA from Lactuca saligna, 1011 nucleotides. NCBI's taxonomy places the organism in Eukaryota, Viridiplantae, Streptophyta, Magnoliopsida, Asterales, Asteraceae. The record is from the annotation of a GenBank genome assembly.
AUGCUGCAGCCACAUGGGUUCUUUAACUACUCUCCUGCAGUGGAUGUUCACCCUAGUCCUAGAGCUGGUGAGUCAGAUGUGAAGGAGGGCCAUGUGAAAGAGAUGAUUGCCACCAAGUCGGUUUCAAAUGGGUUGAUAGCCAUGCUUUUACCAUCCAUUCAAAGAUAUAGGAAGACUUUUGGAAACAUAGAUGAAGACGUUGGUGACUCGAGAUCAUAUUCUGUGCUUUUGCUCAAUACAGAUGCCCAUAACAGCAUGGUCAAAGAUAAGAUUAGUAAAGCUGAUUUUAUUCGGAACAACCGUGUGAUUGAUGAUGCAAAGGACCUAGCUGAAGAGUAUUUGGAUGAAGUAGUGGAGGAGCAAAUUGCAGAUGAUGAUGUCAUACUCAUCAAAGGAACUAAAACAACAGGGGUUAUGUCGAUAAUUCUGAGAGGUGCUAAUGACUUCAUGCUUGAUGAAAUCAAUAGGGCGGUACAUGAUGCUUUAUGUAUUGUCAAAAGAACCCUCGAAUCCAAUAUAGUGGUUGCAGGAGGGGGUGCAGCUGAGGCUGCUUUAUUUGUGUAUUUAGAGUACCUUGCUACAACUUUGGGGGUCCCGCAAACAGGUGUAGGUAUUAUUGCUUGUGAUGGUGUUGCUGGAUUAUAUAGAGGUUUUGUGCCAAAUGCAUUAAAAACGUUACUAAACAGCAGGUUGUUUGAUGAUGAAUCAUGUAGGAUUUGGGAUGCUAGGCAUUCUCAAUUCAUAAGAAGCAGUCCAUGUAAGUUUCUUGGUCCUUUAAAAGGUUGGCGAGGUGGGUUAUACCUUUCAAGAUCUAUUGGAGAUAGAGAUGUUGGGGAGUUCAUUAUUCCAGUUCCUCAUGUCAAACAAGUGCAGCUAUCUUCUGCUUGUGGGCGGCUUGUAAUUUCAAGUGAUGGAUUCUUGGAUGCUCUUUCCACUGAAUCAACUCUGGAAUGCAGUCGCGGAUUGGCUUCGGAAUCAGCAGUAGCACAAAUUGUCAAAGGGCUUUCUUGA